AUGAUCCCCAGCAAACUUCUAUUCCUCUUCUCCUUCAUUCUUGUGCCUGCCUUCGGUCUUCCAUCAUGCUGUGAACCCGAACAUGACAGCACCAAGAACCAGCGCGUUCUCGAUGACUAUCUUGAUAUAUGGAGCGGAAAUCUGACUCUGGCAGAGACUGUUUUCCAUCCCGAUGUUGUCCUUCAUUCCGACCGGUUUCCCUCAUCGACUGGCAAGGGCAGUGAUCUGAUCAGUGUCACCAACAGAGAUGAAUUCGUCGCCUUUGUUCAGCGGUCACGAAAGGGAUGGAAAAGAUAUACAUUCACCCCCAUAAGAUCAACGGGCGAUGGGGAGUCCGUUGCAGUUCGAUGGGCAAUGCAUGGAGUGAUCGGUAGCAACUUCACACUUUUUCCAACUCCCUUGAAGGCAGGUGCCGCAGUGACCUACGAUGGGACCGAUUUUUUGGUCCUAGAUACCUGUACCGGCCUGGUGCGGGAAGUCUACAUAACCCAAAAUCUGUUACAAUAUUUUCAUGCGAUGGGACUGACCGCUAUCACCGUCUGA
This is a messenger RNA of Penicillium manginii, 543 nucleotides long. RefSeq names its product nuclear transport factor 2 family protein. Bases 1 to 543 code for a protein of 180 amino acids. The record is from RefSeq and is a predicted model, not a curated record. Lineage: Eukaryota; Fungi; Ascomycota; Eurotiomycetes; Eurotiales; Aspergillaceae. The transcript has 2 exons.